AUGGGCAGUGAAGCUCUGGUGCUCCCGACCCCGGCCGAGCCGAACGAGCGGCCUGCUCUGCCCCUUGAUGGAUCUGUCGUCAAGAUGAAGGGCCUGCCCUUCAAGGCCAAUGUCGACGACGUCCUCAAGUUCUACCAGGGCUUCAGCUUGGCCAGCAGCGCGGUGUAUCUGAAGCGCCAUGCGGACGGGCGCCUCAAUGGGGAGGCGUUUGUGAGCUUUGAGAACCCCGAGGAGGCCCGCCGCGCCUGCCAGAAGGACCGCGAGACGUUCAGUGAGAAGUGGGGCGACCGCUACGUGCGGGUGUACCCUACGCUCGAGUCUGACGUCACCGACAUGCAGCAGGCGGUCCUGCAGCAGAACAUGGUGCACACCGCGGGCGGCCACUCGCACCACACGGACAGCGUGGUCAAGAUGAAGAGCCUGCCCUUUGACGCGACCCAGCUGGACGUCAUCCAGUUCUUCGACGGCUUCAAGCUCAAGCCCAAUGGCGUGCAGCUGGUCGUGCGCUCCGACAACAAGCCCACCGGCGAGGCGUUUGUGGACUUUGAGGCGCCCGACGACGCGUCGCGCGCGCUGCGGGAGAAGGACCACAAGGUGUUCCACGAGAAGUUUGGGGACCGCUACGUGCGGCUCAUCCAGGUGUCGCGCAAGGAGAUGCAGGCCACGCUCGCGCUGCGCUUUGGGGGCGAGGGCAUCCUGAAGGUCAAGGGCAUCCCCUUCAAGGCCGGCCCCGGGGACGUGCGCAAGUUCUUCUCGGGCUACAAGAUCAAGCCCGACGGCGUGAGCUUCAUCAUGCACCAGGACGGCCGCCCCACGGGCAUGGCGUUCAUCGAGUUUGAGACGCCGCAGGAGGCGGUGCGCGCGAUGGAGAAGGACCGCGCCAAGUUUGGGCCCGAGUACGGGGACAGGUUCUGCAUGCUGCAGCUGGUGGGGCGCCACGAGAUGGACAAGGUCACGCUGCAGCGGGAGGGCGACGGCGGCGGCAACAACAAGAUGAUGGGCAUGAACGGAAUGAACGGCGCCAACGCGGCAGCUGCGAUGCAGCUGCUGCAGAGCAUGCUGUCCAACCCCGCCAACCUGUCCCUGAUGAUGGCCAACGCGCCCUGGAUGGCGCAGCACCCCGGGCUCGGCAUGGGCGGCCCGCACGGCCCGCAGCACCCGGGCCACGCGCCCGGCCAGAUGGGCCAGCAGGCGCCGCCGCCCGCCGCGCCCGCGCCGCCGGGCGGCCCCAUGCCGCCCGUCGACCCCAACGCGCUCGCCGCGGCCGCGCAGUUUGGCCAGCAGCUGGGCGCCGCCGCGGCCGGCAUGGGCAACAUUGCGGGGGCCCUCAACGGGCUCGGCCUGGGCUCGCUGCACCCCCCAGGCCAGCAGGGGCAGGGCGGGCAGGGCCAGGGGGGCGGCAUGCAGCAGCACGGCCAGUCUGGGGACGUGGGCCCCGGCUGGAUGCCCAACGCGCCGCCAGACAACAUGGUGUUCUACCAGAACUCGGGCCCCAGCAACGGCAUGGAGCGCAGCUGGGGCGACCACCGCUGA
This is a messenger RNA of Monoraphidium neglectum, 1533 nucleotides long. RefSeq names its product Heterogeneous nuclear ribonucleoprotein H2. The record is from RefSeq and is a predicted model, not a curated record. The transcript has 6 exons. Gene Ontology annotation, cellular component: ribonucleoprotein complex. NCBI's taxonomy places the organism in Eukaryota, Viridiplantae, Chlorophyta, Chlorophyceae, Sphaeropleales, Selenastraceae. Gene Ontology annotation, molecular function: RNA binding. The coding region runs from base 1 to 1533 and encodes 510 amino acids.